Messenger RNA from Callorhinchus milii (elephant shark), 2670 nucleotides. RefSeq names its product metal transporter CNNM3. The coding region runs from base 1 to 2316 and encodes 771 amino acids. The record is from RefSeq and is a predicted model, not a curated record. Gene Ontology annotation, cellular component: plasma membrane. NCBI's taxonomy places the organism in Eukaryota, Metazoa, Chordata, Chondrichthyes, Chimaeriformes, Callorhinchidae. Gene Ontology annotation, biological process: magnesium ion homeostasis; transport. Gene Ontology annotation, molecular function: transmembrane transporter activity. The transcript has 8 exons.
AUGGCGGCGGCUGCGGGGAGGCGGGAAGCGGCCCGCAGCCCGGGGCUGGCGCUGCGGGGCGCCGCCGGGCUCUGCGCGCUGCUGGCCGGCGUGGCGUCCGCCCGGGAGCCGGGGCCCGACGGGGUGCAGGUGCUGGGGGUCAGCCUGGACAGCAGUAACCGCAGCAGCGCCUACAUGUGGGCGGGGGAGAUCCGCGCGCGACCCGGGGCCGACUUUCUCCUCAGGGUGUUCGGCCUCGGGCUGGCGGCGGCCCCGUGGCCCUGGCUCGCCUGGAGCCGGGGCCUGGCGUGCGGCGACAACGAUACCAUCCUGGGGGGAGCAACGGGGGGGGAGCCGCCGCUGAGGCUGGAGCGGCCGCGGGAGAGCGGGGAGCACUGGGCGCUGGUGGCCGUCCGGGUGGCGCCGACUCUCGGCGGCAGCUUCUACCUGUGCGGCCGGUCUGACGCCAGCGGCUGGGCCUCUCCGUCGGGCGGCGACACCCGCCUCGUCCUCCUGGAGGCGGGGGAGGAGGAGGAGGAGGAGGAGCCUGACGAGGUCCCGGCGCCGCCGGCCUGGGCUCCGCUCUGGGCUCAGCUCGCGCUGAUGGCGGCGCUGCUCGGCGCGUCGUGCGUCAUGACGUUGCUGCGACGCGGCGCGCUCUGGCUCGAGCCCCUGGAGCUGCGGCUGGUGCGCACGCGCGGCGGCUCGGAGCGGGAGCGGCGGCGGGCGGCCGCGCUGGAGUCGCUGCGCGCGCGCGGCGGGGUCGGGGGCGGGGGCGGGGCGGGCGGCGUCGUCGGCGUCGGCUGCGGCGGCGGCAACCUGGUGCUGUGCGCGCUGCUGCUGGGCAGCGUGCUGACGAACGCGGCGCUGUGCGCGGUGACGCAGGCGGCGUGCGGCGCGCCGGCCGCCGGCGCCCUGGCCUGCGCCGCGCUGGUCUGGCCGCUGGGGGAGCUGCUGCCGCGCGGCCUGUGCUGCCGCUACGGCUUCGCGCUGGCCUCCUCGGCCGCCGGCCUGUGGCUGACCCGCCUGCUGGUGGCGCUGGCCUCGCCGCUGGCCCUGCCCGCCGCCCUGGCCCUCGACCUGGGCCUGCGCCAGGACCUCAGCGCCUGCUUCAUCCGCCGGCGGAUCCUGGAGCAGCUGCUGCGCCGGAGCCCCGGGGGCGGGGGCGGCGGCGGGGAGGGCCUGGGGCCCCGCCGGCUGGGCCCGGGCAGCGCCAAGGCGGCCGAGGACGUCAUGACGCCGCUGGCGGACUGCGUCAUGCUGAGCUCGGAGGCGGUGCUGGACUUCGUGACGCUGUCGCGGGUCCUGCAGAGCGGCCACGCCCGCAUCCCGGUGUUCGAGGGCGCCGAGCCCUCGCACACGGUCGACGUGGUCCACGCCCGCGACCUGGCCCGGGUGGACCCCGAGGACCGGGCCCCGCUCAGCGCCAUCACCCGCUUCUACGGGCGGCCGCUGCACUUCGUCUUCAACGACACGCGGCUGGACGCGGUGCUGGAGGAGUUCCGGCGAGGCAAGUCCCGCAUGGCGAUGGUGCAGAGAGUGAACAACGAGGGCGACGGAGACCCUUUCUACGAGGUGUUGGGUUUGGUGACGCUGGGCGAUGUCAUAGAGGAGAUCAUCAAGUCGGAGAUCCUCGAGGAGUCAGACACCUGUAAGUCCCCCCAGCGUCGCGGAAAGCACAGGAAAGAGGACCUCACGCACUUCAAGAUCUCCGACAACGACGCAAAAAUCAAGAUCUCCCCACAGCUUCUCUUGGCCACUCAGCGCUUCUUAUCAAAAGAGGUGGAGCUGUUCAGCCCGGCCCGGGUGUCGGAGCGGGUUCUCCUGCAGCUCCUGCGGAUGCCCAGCGUGACCCAGGAGGUCAGGUUCGAUGAGAACGACAAGUGGGCUCCGCAGCACUACCUGUACCAGCGCAAUCAACACGUCAACUACUUCAUCCUGGUGCUACAGGGCCGUGUGGAGGUGGAGAUUGGAAAGGAGGGACUGAAGUUUGAAAACGGAGCCUUCACUUACUACGGUGUCUCAGCUCUGGCUGCUCCCUCCUCGGUUCCUUCGUCGCCGGCCGCUAACAGGAAGUGGAGCUGCCGUGAUCCGUUUCCCAGGGAGCAGGCGGGGAGCGGGGAACCCAUCACCUACUGCCCCGACUACACCGUCAGGGCUCUCAGCGAGCUGCAGAUCGUCAAGGUCACCCAGAUGCAGUAUUUGAACGCGAUUAUGGCCUCGAGGACACACGGCUCAUCCCCAUCGCCCGACACCUUUGAGCUCAAGGUGAUGCCGUGCAGCCGGACCACGAGACUGAGCGAUCAGAACGCCUCACAGGCUGCUGCCCCAAACUGACCUGAACGACGGGAAACCAAAAGCCUCGAUUUUUAAAACGUCUGUUGUUGCUGAGAGCUGUGACGGAGACCGUUACUGAGCUGAAACGGUGGUGAGACCAAGUGGGAGCUCAAUCCCCACGUUUACCCUCGGAGCAGAUCCGCACCCCCUCCUCCCCUCCCCCUCCCCAUAGCCCCCGCUCCCCCCGUCUCUCUGCCACCAACGUCAACUAAUCCCCGUGGAAAACAAGUGUCUGCGGAGUGCGGGCUGUGGGGAACAGGAGUUUCCGGAAGGGCAAACAUUUCCCUUAUUUUUCUAGUUAGGAAGACUGGAGAUGAUAAUAAUAUUAUUAAUAAUAAUAAUAAUCCUUGCAUU